CGCCCCCCGUGCCCCCAGUCCUCAGUCCGUCGCCGGCCGCCGCGCGCCCCGCCCGUCCGAGCCCAGCUCUGCCGCGCGUCGCGAGUGAUCUCCAAGUGAUGUCGACUUGUGACUAGUGCCAUGAUCGUGCUCCGCUGUGCCCUCCUGGCGGCACUCCUCGCCGCCGCCGCUGCUGCCUGGCAGGAGAACGUCAGGCCCAAAGUCUUCGCGCAAUUAGGAGUCGACGACACCCACAAGUUCCUGGGGAACGAGACACACACAGACUACUUCAGAUUAUUGUUAAGAGACGGAAACUAUCUGCUCGUCGGUGGCAGAAAUGUGGUGUACAACCUCAGCCUCACAGACCUGACGGAGCAGCGCCGCCUGGUGUGGUACUCCCCGGAAAAUGACGUCAGAAUGUGCGUCGUCAAAGGAAAAGACGAGGAGAGCUGUCAGAACUACAUCCGAGUUCUGGUGUCGCUGGGCACGGGCCGCCUGCUGGUCUGCGGGACCAACAGCUUCCGACCGUUCUGUCGGGAGUACAGCGUGCAGCGGGACUCCUACCAGAUGGAGCGUGAGAGGUCCGGACAGGCCGUCUGCCCGUACGACCCGGAGCAUAACUCCACUGCUGUGUACGCGGACGGGGAGUUGUAUUCGGGAACAGUAGCAGACUUCAGUGGGAUGGAACCCAUCAUCUAUCGGGAACCUCUGCAGACAGAACCCUAUGAUUCUAUGACUUUAAAUGCUCCUGAUUUCGUGAAUUCUCUCGUACAUGGCAACUUCGUGUAUUUCUUCUUCAGAGAAACAGCUGUCGAGUAUAUCAAUUGUGGGAAGUCGGUGUUUUCCCGCGUGGCGCGAGUUUGCCGCGACGACCGUGGCGGGCCUCACCGCUUCAAGCAGCGGUGGACCUCGUUCCUCAAGUCGCGACUCAACUGCUCCGUGGCUGGCGACUUCCCUUUCUACUUCAAUGAAAUACAAUCAACAACGGAGCUGAUAGAGGGCGUGUAUGGCGGUCUGAAUGCGCAGCUCAUCUACGGCACCUUCACGACUCCUCCCAACAGCAUAUCAGGGAGUGCCGUCUGCGCGUUCAGCAUGCAAGACAUCGCUGACACCUUUGAAGGAACCUUCAAGGAACAGAGCGCUAUCAACUCCAAUUGGCUGCCUGUCAAUAGUGCCAAGGUGCCCGAGCCACGUCCAGGCACCUGCCACAAUGAUUCGAGGCUGCUCCCGGAUCAAACACUCAAUUUCAUCAAAGCUCAUGCGUUGAUGGACGAGUCCGUGCCUGCCUUCUUCGGGGAACCUAUUGUUAUUAGGACUAGUUUCCACUAUCGAUUUACACAAAUUGCUGUAGAUCCACAAGUGAAAACACCUGGUGGGAAAGCUUACGAUGUUUUAUUCAUUGGAACAGACAACGGCAAAAUCAUCAAAGCAAUCAACGCCAUAUCUUACGACUCCAACAAGCGCGCUGUGCCGGUGGUGGUGGAGGAGCUGCAGGCGUUCGCCGGCGGCUCGCCCGUGCGCGCGCUGCGCGUGGCGCGCGCCGGACGCGACGCCGCGCGCCUCAUCGCCGUGUCCGACAGGGAGGUGCUCAGUCUGCGACUGCACAGGUGCUCCAGUGACAAGAUCAGCUCUUGCUCUGAAUGCGUAGCUCUUCAAGACCCGUACUGCGCAUGGGACAAACAAGCGGGUCGGUGUCGGGCCUUCUCUCAUGGAGUGAGUCGUUGGCUCGACGAGAACUCCUUCUACCAGAGUGUGAGCACUGGUAGCCACGCUGCUUGUCCGCACAGUAAAGAUGCAGGUGCUGUUGGUGGUUUAAGUUCAGGACUAUACGAUGAUGCCAGAGAAACUAAAGGCGAAGUUAUCAACAUCGUACAAGACAAAGAUGGCAAAGGUAGCAACAGCAACAAUGAAGGUCCAGAAGUUCUAGCAGCUGAUCCACCACCAGCCGCUUAUUCUGUGGAAACCUUGGCUUUGGCCGUAGCAGCUGGAGCGCUGGCAGCAUUAGGAGCUGGCUUCGCGGCCGGUUAUAUCUGCGGACGACGAUGCAAGAAGGACGACGAUGAUAACAUGCCGUAUCCCGACACGGAGUAUGAAUACUUUGAACAGAGACAAAAUAUAAACAGAAUCCAAGCGGAACCCAAGCUGCUCCAGCAAGUGGAGGAAGUGACAUACGCCGAGCCCGUGCUGGCCCCGCAGCCGAAGCCAGCGUCGCCCCGCGCGACGCUCCGCAAGCACCCCCCGUACCACCCCCACCACGAAACACUGUUUCAGUUCCAACCUGAUGCCUACCGCCGCGACAACUUCGGGACGCUCCGCUCUCAUCAGUUAACGCAGGAAUAUUCGGACCGCAGGGCGAUGGCUACCGGCGCGGCAACGACAAUGGUUUCUCGACCACGCGCUCAGUGAAGAAGGUGUACCUCUGAGAAACAAGCGGGGCGGACGCGCGCGAUCAAAUGCAUCAUCAUAAGCAUAAUACACACCACCACCAUACGUUGGUGUCGCAGCGCAGCAGCGGCUCGGGCUCCGGGUCGGGGUCGGGCACGGGGUCGUCGUCGUCUCCGUCGCCGCCGUCGUCGUCGCCGUCCCCCUCGGGCGAGCGCCCCCCCACCCCGCCGCCCCCCGCGCCGCAGCCCUGCGCUUACAUCUACCGCAACUAGCGCGCCGCCCCGCACGAACCAUGGCACGACCUUCUCGCCCCUACACUUUGAACGGACCGAAAUCCCAUCAGUGAUCGUUCCAUUCGAUAAUGACUGUGGACUAUGACAUUCCUAAGAAUGUUCCAAUCGUGAUGAACUCUCGAUCAACCUCUCCUCCUAGUAGAUAACGACCGACUUCGUACAAGAAGAUUGCCUAUGCGUUGUAUAAAUUGUACUUUCCACGCGUGUUGAUCGCGCUUAAGGACGAACAAAAUUAUAUCGACUGAGUGGAAAUAUAAAUUGUCACAGAUCGAUAUGUGAUGAGAAACUUUCUUCCAUGAAAAUAAAUAUACGUACCGGUGAUUAUCCGCAAUGUAAAUCGAUCGUCCCACUCGGGAUAUAUGUGACAAAAAUAUGUAUUUUUUUUAAAAGACGGAACAAUAUUAUCGAUUGAUGUAUGUAAGAUGAUUAAUGUAACAAAUUGUAGAUUGUUUAGAUUAUACAUAGUUUACAAAUAAUUUAGGUGAAAAUAUAAGUUUUUGUUGGUAACAUGUUGAUGAAUAGUUAAUGUGAAGUUGGGAAUGGCAUUGCAGUUUUUAUUAAAUUCAAUCUAUAUAAAUCUAGGUCUUAGACUACGGUUUCCCAUUGUUACACCUCAUGAGUAAAUUUAGUCGGUAAAGCUGUUAUAGACAGACUAACAAAAACUGCAAUACGUUCGCCGAUCGCUUUUUUACAUACCUACUAUUUGUAGUAUUAUGUCUUUAAGUAUAGGAACGAUUCUCUUAUUCUAAAGUUUUAGAUGGUACUAUAACUGGACAAAACUAAUGGUGGUCCUGGUGAAUAAACCGUAGCACAAUCCUUGACAACAUCUACAGGAUUCGUGACUCGCCUUAAAUCAGUGUCCAGCUCAUAAGUGUUGCCUCGUUAUACUAGAUUAAACGAUGAUUAUAAACAUUAUAGUUGAUACCAAUCAACAUUAUGAGACAAAAUAUAAUAAAAAUUAUAUUUACCAUGUAUAAAUGAUAUUAUGUAAAGUUCUGAUUACUCAUUCAUUAAAAAGUGCUUCUUAUGGGUGUAUUUAGAUUAUUAGGGGAUCGUUUUGAUAAUUAUUCGAUAAUGUUAUAGAUUUAGCUAUUAUGUAUACAUAGAUACAUAGUGCUAAGAGGCACUGUGAUGCCACAUUGCCAAUUUAGAUUGUUGGUGCAUCAUUAUGGGGUUACGACGUGUAACUGUGAUCAUUAUGUACAUACAUUCUGUGACACUUAACAAAUCUCCUUUUUAGUCUACUGUCUAAAUUGAAAUUUCCAGAAAAGUGGGCCAAACGUUAAAAAUCCUUUUUCGAUAAAGACGUUCCUGUUACUAUUUUGUAAUACGUGAAUAAUCUAUACAAUUUCUUGUAGAUAAUGGCUUUUCUAUUGUUUUAAAAUCUAGCUAGAGUUUACUUUCAACCCGAGGAAUGACUAGUGUUCAAACUCACCUUCGCUCAUUGUUGACAAUUGAAUGUGUGUAAAAAAAAUGUCAAUUCUAUUUGUAAUGACUUAGUGCCUAAGUAUGUGUGGCAAGUUUGUAUUUUGUACAUUACAACAAAUCCGUUUUUCCUUUUGACAGACAAAAGAGAGACGUUAGAUCGCCUUUAGAUUAGUGAUUAAAAUAUCUAGAUAACAUUCUUAAUUACCUACUUCCUGAAAUCUUUAAUGAGCAAUUCAUAAACUUUUAUUCCCAAAGGUUGGUAGCUUCUUGGUUGUUUCCGAUGUCAUGGAAAAAUCAGCAUUAAAACAUAGCGCAUAAAGCUCAAUUUACCAUGAUACCGUAUUGUUUAAAACUUUAAUUUUACAAAUAAGUUAAAUGAUUGAUUGAUUGUUAAUUUGGGAGUAUAGCAACAUUAUAGUUUUCAGGUUGUGAGGAGACAGAUUUUAUACGCCAUAAUAAUGCAGACUGCCGGCAAAUACUCAACUGUUUUUUCUUUAACAUAAGUUUAUACUUACGUACCAAAGAUGCCAUGAUUUUAAUGUAAUUAUUUAUUUGUAGUAGUAAUCGCUAAUAACAUUACUCAAUAACGUUAAUUGUUACGUUAAUUAUGAAUGUAACUGCCAAUUCGUAUAUUACUUUAUAAAUAACCAAAGUAACGCACAUGUAUUAUUUCUUAAAAUUAAAGUUUAUAAUGUAUUACCGAGCGGUAAAUAGUCGCUUUUACGACACGGCCGGUCUUAUUUGGACAAGUUAACUUACCUACAUUUAAAAUGAUAACCAAUGUUCAGUGAUAAAAUGUAUUGAAUUACAUACACACUACAGCUGUGUUUUAUUCGACGUUUUACUUACCUUGUCGACUUAUCUAGGUAUUUGAAACGUCGUAUAAGACACGUGAAUUAAGCAUUCAACAAGCUUGUCCUUAUUAUAGCGCUCGGCUUUGUCUCGCGCGGUAAACCCACCUCCUUUAAUGUUCAGCAUUUAUCAUAAUCUACUAUUGACUACACUUUAACUUUAUUAAAGUCAUUUAGGAGAAAAUAUAUCGAUGGUGCAAACGGUUGUCAUUUCUCUCUCGAACCGGAAAGAGAAAGAGACAAACUAAAAAUGGCUACACUCUAAAGCUAUCGUAUAUACUGCGGACCUGCUUACUUACGUUGUCAAGCCACAUUGAGCAUUCAGUCAUAAGUCAUUAAGCUCAAUGUAGCUUGUCAAAAAACAAGCUGCUCAAAAACAUUUGGGAACAUGCAGUACGUAAAUACUUGAGAAUGCCACCUUCAAUAUCAACCUUAACUUUGAGAAAAUAAAAUCCAUCUUGUCUUGAACAUUAAGGUUUAUCAUUUUUUUGUAAGUAAUGACAAAAUUCGUAACACAUACGUAAGGAGGCUAGUACAUGUAUAUAGCGAGUUCUGUAUUGUAAUUAGUUUCUUCGAGUAAGUAAAUUACCUAGUAAGCGUUAGUGUUAAGCGCAAAAAUUUUUGAAGGCGAAUUGUUAAGAAUUGUUUUUUGUAAUACUUAAAAUUAUUGAUGAAAUGUACAAUAACCAUUUCUAUGUUUAAAUUACUGAACCACCUUUUUAUACUCGUAAAAUUAAUUGUAAACUUAAAAGCCUAGAAGUUUCUUAUAAGCGUAAAUUAUUGAUUUAUAAUAUAUUGAGAAGUAUAUAGAACGUAUCGUAACGUAGUAUAUUAUAGACCGCUUAUUUUGUUUUGAAACUCGAAGCCUUAGUGUUAGAAAUUGAAGACUUUUAUUGAAAUAAAAAUCUAAGUAAAUUUAAUUACAGAGGAUUGAAUUUUAAUAUAAAAAAUCCGCAACUUUAUUGAAUAAUGUUAAGGUAUCGCAUUUACACAUACUCUCAACUUACUAUUCAUCACAUAAAAUUUUUUGCUAUUUUUGAUUUGUGCAAUAUUAUUUAUUUUUAAAGAAUUGUACUAUAAAAAAAGUUUAAUUUAUUUUUGUUUCUAUGUAAUCAUCAUGACAUGCUUGUCCAGGUUUGACGGCUAAAAAGCUGUUUUCAAUUUCUUCAAAUUUAAAAAAUACACAACGAGAAAUCACUGCCAAACACUUCAAUAGGUAUGUAUUCAAAGUGUUCUUCUAAGUUACAAGGGACAAAUUUAUUCAAUCACAUGGUUUUUUAUUAAGGAUUCUGCAUCGUUACAUUCAGCGUUGCCAGAAGUCGCAAUUAUGAUGGGACGCCUCUGGCCCACUACUUUUUGAUUUGCAAUUUCGAAGCAAAAAAGAACAUGACAUUUUGACAUACCUUUGCACAAAGAGAAAAUCUAAUUAAUUUUCAAUACAAUUUAGCUAUUCUGUUUUAAUAAAAAAUACUUGUAAAAAAAUUAUAUAACUAUAUGAAUUUACCUUACGUUUAACGAAAUAAUUCCGCUUUUUUACUCAUUAGAUAGAUAUCAAAAUCCCCUUUGACAAAAAAAAUCUGGCAACGUUGGUUACAUUCCUGAACUUAUGAUUACUAAAUCUAUGGUGUCAAGAAGUAUAAGUAUCAAGAAAGAAAGCGUUAUGAAGAGAGCAUAAUGCAACGGAAACGACUAACGACUACGCCGACAAGAGCCUCGCUCUUACAAGUUAAUGAUGAUAGUACCUAUACAUAAGUACCUACUUGUUUAUACCAUCAAACCAUAGAGAGUACAAAUCAUAGAUUCAUAAGUAAGUAAAUACGAAAAGUAUAUUUAACAAACCUUUAUAUUUUUAUUAUUGAAACAGCUUUUUGGAUGUCUGCAAUAGUUAACUUUUGGUUUUAUAAAUAUUUUCUUUGCCGAAGAAAUAAGUAAUUCAGUGAAGAGGUGAUGAAAAUUUUACCUUAUUUUAUUACAAAAUGUGUCUUAACUUUGGAAGAUAAUUAAUUAUCAGUGUAUUUCAUUUUUAUUUGUAUCACUGCUGUUGCCAUCUUUAUUUUUUAAUCUCUCUUGUAGCUUAAUAGCAUUAUUUGGAAAUUACAAUACCUACUAUUUUUUUACGAGGAUUAAAUUAGACAAAACGAUUCAAACUUCUAAGAUUAAUUUAAUUUGUCCUUCCUUUUUGUAUUCCAGACAGUUUGUAAUAAGGUAAAGGUGAAUAAGUGGAAUGAGUGUAAAUCAGAAUCAGGAGUAAAACAGUAACUAUGGGAAGUGCCUAACUAAUUUACUUGCAUCUGUAGUUGUUAACAGACUCAAGCCAAGCCGUAGUUUCUGUAGCGUGCCUUUCCUUGUAUCUUCAUUUAGCUACAGCCGUUGAGAAACUCUAGGAAAGGAAUUAUGUAGGAAAGUAGUUUUCAUCGAACCAACGAUCUCUUGAAUUCAUUUGUUUCUAAUAACCAGACCAAGGAAUAUAUAUGGUCGUGAUUAUUUUAACUUCACAUAUUUCGCAAUAGGUACCUGUAUGUAAUAGAUCACACAGUCGACCGCACGUCAAGUAACCCUUUAACGAGGAUUUUAUGUAACAUGAUAUACACUGACGACUGUACCUCUACCUACUUACUUUGAUGGCCACAAAUCAAUUCUAAAUGUACCUAUCUCAAGUUGACUCCUGAUACUGCCUAAUUUCUUUCCUGAGUAUUUGCAUUAAGUAACUAAUUGUUAUUACUAUUUAACCCCUGUAAUUUUAUCAACCUUCCCAUACAUGUUUAUAAAUACAUAUUAUUUAAAGAGAAUUUGCUUUUUAGACACUCCAUAGAUAUAAGUAGGGGUUUUAUAAAUAAUAUUAAUAAUGCAAAAAGCAAAUGCAGUGAUAGAACUGUUACACCAUAAUCGCUGCCCGUAUUUAUAAUGUGCAAUUUUUUUAUAAACUAGAAACAAAUAGAUGAAGAGAUAUCGAUUAGAAAACAUGAAAAUGGCACCGCCGAUCAAUUUCAUAUUUUCUUUAUCGAUGUUCGAAAUGUUAUGAUCAUUUUCUCAUUGAAAUAUUAUUAAUAUUAUGCUAAAUAUUUUAGCAAAUGAUAAAAUGUAUUCCUUUUCUUUAGUAAAUAAAACAUUGAAACUA
This is a messenger RNA of Plodia interpunctella (Indianmeal moth), 8054 nucleotides long. It is a transcript of the gene Sema1a, whose product is annotated as Semaphorin 1a. Gene Ontology annotation, molecular function: chemorepellent activity; semaphorin receptor binding. NCBI's taxonomy places the organism in Eukaryota, Metazoa, Arthropoda, Insecta, Lepidoptera, Pyralidae. The transcript has 17 exons. The record is from RefSeq and is a predicted model, not a curated record. The coding region runs from base 121 to 2385 and encodes 754 amino acids. Gene Ontology annotation, biological process: neural crest cell migration; axon guidance; semaphorin-plexin signaling pathway.